This is a messenger RNA of Micropterus dolomieu (smallmouth bass), 2238 nucleotides long. RefSeq lists its product as uncharacterized. The transcript has 7 exons. Gene Ontology annotation, cellular component: external side of plasma membrane. Bases 20 to 1078 code for a protein of 352 amino acids. Lineage: Eukaryota; Metazoa; Chordata; Actinopteri; Centrarchiformes; Centrarchidae. Gene Ontology annotation, biological process: negative regulation of T cell proliferation; T cell costimulation; cell surface receptor signaling pathway. The record is from RefSeq and is a predicted model, not a curated record.
AAUUACCAAAUACAAUUUGAUGAGCAAAACCACACAGCCAGCAAACUGCCCAGCACAGAGGAAGGAGGAGGGUUCGACUGCUGCAUCACUGUGCGCUACAAUGGGGCCAACAUCUCAUCUGAUCCUGCUGAUGUUGCUGCUGUGCUGCACAACAAACCAAGCCUCUCUGACUGUGAGACCGAGCAGCUCUCAGUUUUUCGACUGGACGUCUGUCACUCUGAGCUGUGAGGAGGACGACAGCUCUGCUAGAUGGACGCUGAGGAGGAACACAACCAGAGAAACCAGGACUCAGUGUGGAGCUGACUGGGGAAGAUCAGCUGGUUCUUCCUGUAACAUCAGCUACAUCGUCCCAUUGGACAGUGGAGUUUACUGGUGUGAGUCCAGAGAGGGAGCAACCAGUAACACCAUCAACAUCACUGUCACUGGUGGAUCACUGAUCCUGCAGAGUCCUGUCCUCCCUGUGAGGGAGGGACAUGAUGCCACUAAGUACUGUAAAAAAGAGACCCCUCCCUCCAACCUCCCAGCUGGUUUCCAGCAUGUUUCCAAGUCUGAUGAAGGCCUCUACAAGUGUGAAAUCAGCCAUCAUGGAAAGCUUCAAACCAACUCUCUCAAAGAGGUGAAAACCGUGAAACCUGGAGAUAAUGUCACUCUGCCAUGUCAGGCUGCUGAUGCCUCCAUCAGAGCUGCAGAGUGGACCAGACCUGACCUGGAGCCACCAGAGUACGUCCUCUUUUACAGAGACGGACGCUCAGAACCAACCUACCAGCAUCCAUCGUUUAAGGACCGGGUGCAGCUGGUGGACAGAGAGCUGAAGGACGGAGAUGUGUCUUUAGUUUUGAAGAACGUGAGCAGCAACGACACUGGAACAUACGAGUGUCGAGUUGCAACAAGUGGAUCGAGACAAAAGAGAGCCAAUAUUAAGACUGAGCCAAUCAGAAUCUACCAGCUGGAGGUUUCAGGUUCCAACAGUGGAGACGUCGAGGAGGGAAACUACGGUCUUUACUACGGACUGGGAGCAGGUUUUGUUGUGGUUUGUUUAGCUGCUGUUGUUGGCUGGAAAUAUAACAAUAAACCAUAACAGUACUGAUGAUGAUGAAGCUUUGUCGACCCAAAGAUUGCAAAAUUAGUUUGUAUGUUUUGACCUCCCCACAGAAGUAGAAAAACAAAUCUCUGUAUGUGUGUGUGUCAAUAUAUUAAUGUGCGUCAGUAUGCAGUUCAGUGAAGAGAAUACAGACCUCUGUCCACCAAUCAGAACUGAGGAUCAAGUCCUCCUUUCCGUCAAAUAAACCUCAAAAUAGCCUAAACUAUAGGUUGCAUCUGCGAAAUUACCUGACCAGAAGCUGCAGCACAUAUUAAAAUAUAUAAAGUUAAAAAAAUAUGACCACAUCAGCGAGUUCAAAAACUGGUAUGUUCUGCUUUGGUCCAGAAACUUUGAUGACAAUUUAAAGAGAUGGUAUUAUGCUAAUUUUCAGGUUCACUUAUUUAGAGGUUGUACCAGAACAGGUUUACGUGGUUUAAUUAAACCACGUAAACCUCAGAGCAGAGUUUUCUGUGGGAGAUGGGAACUCCCUUUGGGGUGGACUUUGGGUUUUUUCACUUUGCAAACCUAUUACAUGCAAAAAAAAGAUAUAUAACUCAAUAAAGAGGGAAAAGCCAAAAAGCAUAAUACCACCUCUUUAAUUUUCACUCAAAUACAAGUAAAAAGUACAUCAGUUAAGAUGCCCUCUGAGUAAAUGAUGAUGAUGUUAUUUGAUAUGACUAAUGGCUACAAAAUAAAGUCAGUGAAAGAGGAUCAGCCCUGGACUGUGAGGUCAUUUCUGCAUUGUGCCCUCAGUGUGAACUACAUGUGAUGCAUACUGGCCAAAAUCACUUUUUCCCUUAAACAGUGUUAUGACCCUGAGUCACAAGAUGCAUGUUUCCUCGCUUGAACUGGAUUUUGUUCUUGUCCGCUGUCUUGCCAACCGUCCUGAAGCUGUUUUUUGUGCACUGAGGAGCGAGGAGCGAUCUCUGAGGAGCCGUGAGCGAGUGUAGCUGAUGUAUUAAUGUGAUAGUUUGGAGGUUUAUAGCUUCCAGUUUGCUCUUCUGUUAAUGUUGCGUUGUUUCUUUUAUGUGUAUACCUGCUAUGUAUACGGUUUAUUUUUGGGGAGUUUUAUUUCGUUAAUUGUGGGACUUUAGCUUUGACCUUGGACACUUUGGUAACUGUGGGGAGAAUUGAACAAAUAAAUGAAAUACAACAGA